CACAAUUGAUAGAUUUUUCACUUUCAGUUGUGUAUAUUAUAUUAGGGGAAGAACCAGUUACCAUCACAUUAUAAGUUUUAAAACAGUGAGUAGAAAAAAAAUAUUAAUACAAAAUAGAAAUUAAGUAAAAAUUACAGUCAACAUAAAUUAGAAAAGCUUAAGGAGAAGAAAGAAGGAGUAACCGUGAAAGGAAUUGGGAAGGAGUGGUGAAUAUCAAAUUGCAAGUGGGAUCGAAAAAUCGAGAUUUUUUGCGUAACUAGUAGACUGUGUUGUACAGUAUGACAACUUUUGGAUGGAAAAGAAAAGCUGGAGAAAAUUUUUCGAAAGAUGUUUUUUCGAAAUUCGCCGCUGAUGAGGAAGAUGAUUACCAAAAGGAUUUAAGUUGGGUUCUCAGUUUCAAACGGAAAAAGUCUACCCUCCAGGAAAACUGUCGAAUCAAAAGUGAAGAAUAUAAAGCAGAAGGUGUUAGGUUAGCAGAAUUGCAGAAGUUUCAAGAAGCUGUGACUGAAUUUGACAAAGCUUUGACUCUUGUACCUGCAGAUAACACAAUUUUGGAAAUGAAAGCUCAGGCUUUGUUACAGCUUAAUUGUCCAUUUCCUGCUCUUCAGGCUGCAGAAAAAGCUGUUAAAAUUAAUCCACGAUGGUGGAUUGGAUAUCAGACUUUAGGACGGUCACAGCUGGGUAUUGGAGAUAUUAAAAUGGCAAAAAUAAGUUUCUCAAAAGCCAUUCAUUUGAAUCCAUCUGAGAAGGAACUUUGGGAAGACGAUCUAAAAUGGACUCUUACACUUCUGGAAAAGAAAUCUAAGUUGGAUAACCAAAAUGCUGAAAGGGAGGUAAAGCCAGUUUCAACAUCAUCUAUUACUUAUGACGAAGAAGGAUAUAUUACAUCAUCAGAAAAAACAAUUUCUCAAGAUAAUAGCUUAGUGUUGUGCCGAUUUUAAUUAUAAUAUCUUGUUAAUAUAGGGUCAUUCAAAGUACUGAACUGAAACAAAAUCUUAUUUAUUCCUAUAUGAAAUGACGUGUUACAAAUUGAUAUAAAAUAAAGAAAUUAUUUAAUUGUUUCAUACUUCAUCAUUACAAGUAUAUGUUUUGAGCACCAUUGGUGGAAUAAUAGACAUAAAAAAUGGUACUGAAAUUUUGCUAACUGGUAUCAUUUUAUCAUUUCAUAAGAUAUAUCUGCUGUAUGAAACCAACGGCACCACCAAGCUUUUGCAAAGAUCAGGUGAGAAAGAUAGAUAAUUAUUUUCUUUUUUAAUUUAUUUAAGUCAGCAAGUUUUUAGUGUGUCAUUUCAUUUAGAAAUAAGAUUUUAUUUUUCACUAUUGCAUUUGAAUUACCUUUCCAAAGUUUACUAAUAUGAUUUUGAUUUCACUCAGUGAGAGUGAAUUCUGAUUAAGUCAAUUCUUUUUAAUUUUUAUUGCUAAGAUUUAUUUUCUCACUGAAAAUAGAUUAAAAUUUGUUAUUGCUUUUGUUAAAUCCCCUUCUAAACAUUAGUGUAUGUUGUAUGUUUAUUGAUUUUAUCUAAAACUUUAUAUCAGAAUAUCCGAAUAUUGUAGUAUAAUACAAAAGAACUAAUACACUUUAAAACCUCUGUAUGACCAUAAGCAAACAUGGACUCCACAGAAGACAAAAAUCAUGUAGCAUCAUUUUAUUUUAUACUAAAUAUUGACUCCGAAUGAUUCAAUAAAAUAUUUAGCUCUAUAUUUAUUUUAUCUAAAUAAAACAAGUGCAUAAAAUUUAAUGCCUU
Messenger RNA from Stegodyphus dumicola, 1745 nucleotides. RefSeq names its product tetratricopeptide repeat protein 33-like. Lineage: Eukaryota; Metazoa; Arthropoda; Arachnida; Araneae; Eresidae. Gene Ontology annotation, molecular function: protein binding. The record is from RefSeq and is a predicted model, not a curated record.